Oncorhynchus tshawytscha (Chinook salmon) is the source of this 4681-nucleotide messenger RNA. RefSeq names its product switching B cell complex subunit SWAP70b (gene swap70b). The coding region runs from base 81 to 1847 and encodes 588 amino acids. Gene Ontology annotation, cellular component: cytoplasm; nucleus. Lineage: Eukaryota; Metazoa; Chordata; Actinopteri; Salmoniformes; Salmonidae. Gene Ontology annotation, molecular function: calcium ion binding. The record is from RefSeq and is a predicted model, not a curated record. The transcript has 12 exons.
UGACUGACUGUCUCGUUGUGUCCCAGUAUGAUCAACUUUCCCAUAUACUAACUGCUGCAGUCAACCAAGGAUCAAGCGCAAUGGCACUACGGGACGAACUUUUAAAGUCAAUAUGGCAUGCUUUCACAGCGUUGGACGUGGACAAAAGCGGGAAAGUGUCCAAGUCGCAGUUAAAGGUGCUCUCUCAUAACUUGUGCACUGUGAUGAGGAUCCCCCAUGACCCAGUGGCCCUUGAGGAGCACUUCAAAGAUGACGACGAAGGCCCCGUCUCUACACAGGGCUAUAUGCCCUACUUGAACAAGUUCAUUUUGGACAAGGUCCAGGACAACUUUAAUCGGCAGGACUUUAACAGAAUGUGCUGGACCCUGUGUGCUCGGAAGAACCUCAACAGGACACACCUCCUCAUCUCGGAUGAAGACGCCUUCAAGAUCUGGUGCAUCUUCAACUUCCUGUCCGAAGACAAAUACCCACUGGCCAUAGUCACUGAGGAGAUCGAGUACUUCCUGCGCAAGCUGACGGAGGCCAUGGGUGGCAGCUGGGUGGAGGAGCGCUUCGAGGACUACAAGCUUGAGCUUUGCACAAAGCAGCAGUGCCUGAGUGCCUGGGAGAUAAUCACCCUGGUGGGCACUGGCACGUUCAGCAAGGGCAUGGACCGCCAGACCCUCUCUAUGGGCAUCACCGAGGUCUUCCACGAGCUCAUCCUUGACGUAUUCAAACAGGGCUACAUGAUGAAAAAGGGUCACAAGAGAAAGAACUGGACAGAGCGCUGGUUCUCCCUGAAGCUCAACUCCAUAUCCUACUACGUGAGCGAGGAUCUGGCAGAGAAGAAGGGCGACAUCCUGCUGGAUGGAAACUGCUGUGUGGAGUCGUUACCGGAUAAGGAAGGGAAGAAGUGCCUGUUCUACGUCAAAUGCUCCGACAAAAGCUAUGAGAUCAGCGUGUCAGACAAGAAGAGGAAACAGGAAUGGAUUCAGGCCAUCCAGACGUGUAUCAGUCUGCUGAAGCUGGGCCGGCCGGCGCCGCACCGCGAGUCCCGCCAGAAGCGGAGGGUGCUGAGGCAGAAACAGCAAGCGGAGCAGGAGGAGCUGGAGCUCAGGAUGAAGGAGCUGCAGACGGCCAACGAGGACAAGCAGCAGGAACUGGAGGCCAUGAGGAAGAAACUGGAGGAGGCGGCGGCCAACGCGGCAGAGGAAGAGAGGAGACUCUUGCAGACGCAGACUGAACAACAGGAUCGCUACAGGGUGGACCUUGAGAGGGAGAAAAUGGUGCGACAGGAGAUGGAGGAGCAGGUGGCUCAGAAGUCCACUGAGCUGGAGCAGUACCUGCAGCGCGUCCGCGAGCUGGAGGACAUGUACCACCGCCUGGAGGACGCCCUGGAGGAGGAGAGAAGCGCCAGGCAGGACGAGGAGAUGGUUCGCAGGCUCCAGGCCCGGUUACUGGAGGAGGAGGCGACCAAGAGGGCUGAGCUGGAGCAGAUCCACCUCCACCAGCAGAGGGCCAUCUCUGAGACGGAGGCGGAGAAGCAGGAGCUGGAGAAGGAGGGAACGGCCAAGGAGAAUGCCCUGCAGGCCGCCAUGCUGCAGCUGGAGCAGCUAGAGAGUGAGAGGCAGGGGGCACUGGAGCAAUACCAGGACGUAAUGCAGAAACUGGAGGACGCAGCGAACAACACCAGGACCUGGAAACAUAAAGUGGCCCACCAUGAGGGAUUGGUCCGCCUCAUUCAACCAGGUUCAAAGGGGCCUCAGAAGAUCACUAACUGGGGCCCAGCAGCCUUCACUGAUGCAGAAUUAAGCCUGAGGAAGAAAGAUUGGCAGGAGAGGAAGAACCGACCCGCCCAGACCCAGUAGAGCCCCCAUUCAACACACUCAUGGUUGCUGAAUCAUUGAUGGAACAUUGAUGCAACUUUGCCCUCAGUGUGCAAUGUUGCGUCUUCAGCAUUCAUUAACUCAAAAGGGAACAGGGAAGGCAGGCUCACUUUUACAGAUACCAGGGUUGUGUUCAUUAGGCACCAAACUGAAACAGAGAAGGCCUACCUAGGCUUUUUGUCCAAUAGGAAAGGCACAUUUUAUUUUCCCGUUGCAAAUCGAUUUGAAACGUUUUCUGUUUCGUGCCCUAAUGAACUCGACCCAGGUGCUGCACAGAUCUUGAUACUACCUGCAUCGCCUGAGAGUAAAAUGAACAGCCAGAUUCAAAUUGCUUUCAUAUGAUGGACUGAAGGAGCUGCGCACUUGACACGAGUAAUUCAAUGUCUGAGGAAGGUGGAGUGUGGUCCGAAACGUUAGAUUCCUUUUAUCAAAACGUUUUUGACCAUGUUUUGAUGAUAGGGAUUUCAUAAUUGUUUGUGUCUUUUGUAAAUGUAAAACUACAGCUUGCAUAAUUUUUAUCAGUUUGUGGGUUACCGUUUUUGGUUCCAUUGCCAAAGUGAUGGCACUUAAUAACCCAUGAAGUAGUAUGAACAAAACUCCAUGUUAACAUCAUCAAAUUUCAUUACUUAUGAAAAUAAUAAUCAAAUAACUAGCCAUCAUAGUGUACUACUCCCAUUUUAUUAAAUGUACGUUUUCCGUACACAUACUGUGAGAAAUGGGACAUUUGCCGUGUUACACUUGAAACAUUGCUGCUACACUGUAAUGAAAAACUGUACAGUAAUCGGAGGUAUUAUCAACAUUCAAAUAAACGAUUUACAGCAACAUACUGUACAUUAUGGCGCAUUUUGGGAAAAUGUUAUGGGCUAGGAAAGAAUUGCUGUAUUUCAAAUGUUACUGUAAUUUCAGCACAUAGAAUACAGUACCCUACCAUAUCUUUGGCACACCAAAACCCCUUUAUUUUUUUAUUUUUUAAAAAACCUUUAACUAGGCAAGUCAGUUAAGAACAAAUUCUUAUUUACCAUGACGGCCUACCCCGGCCAAGCCUGACCCGGACGACGCUGGGCCAAUUGUGCGCCGCCCUAUGGGACUCCCAAUCACGACCGGUUGUGAUACAGCCCGGAAUUGAACCAGGGUCUGUAGUGACACCUCUAGCACUGACAUUCAGUGCCUUAGCCCACUGCGCCACUCGGCAGCCCUCGGCCACUAGUGGAUGCAUGGUAUCGUUGUUUCUGGCUCAUUCAAAUAUUUUGAGGAAUGCCUUGUAAAGGCUGUAUUUGUUGCACCUGGUGAGUAAGAGUGCCCUAUCACUUUAACUCCUAUGUGGUUAUAGUUCCCCAUCAAUAGAACUCCCCAUGUUGUAGUCCUAAAAACUGAAAAUGAUUUACUGCCAUCUCUAUGGGGGAAAUUAAUGGGGUUUUGGGAUAAGGUCUGACGUUAACACAGGCUUCGGAGAUCUUAUGUUUUAAUCUAUGAGAUAUCAGUCAGGUACCAUAACCUAUGUGUUUUCAUGCUUGUUUUGAUUACAGAAAUGCUUCAAAAUUCACAGCGAUGUUUCCCAAUGAAGAAUAUCUCAUAGAACAAAACGUGUAAGGUCGUAAACCUGUGUUUUGAAAAUAAAAGAGAGCCGCACACUCUAAAAGCUCAGAUGCAAAAAUGUAAUACCAACGUUUCGACAGCCAAGCUGUCUUCAACCUGUGUUUACCACAGACUUUAUUUUCAGCGUUUAUCCAAAACCCCUACAAAAACCUGAUUUCAUUUCCCGAAAGACUUUGGCCAAUGAGCCAUGGCGGAGUUGGCGCCUACUAAAAGACACCAUUACUAUUGCUCUCUAUUUAAAUUCUAUAGGGGACAGAUUGGAGUGGCACAAAAAUGGUUAAGCGUUGUAUCUUCUUGUGCUUUUGGUCUGUUUUGCCCUGUAGUUCCGGCCAGUUUAAAAGCCUUUGUUGGCCCCUAGAAGUAUGCGUGAUAGAAGACACCCAAAUAUUCAUUAAUAUGCUGUAAUGUGUAAACUUCACCUAGCAACCACCCGCUUGCACCAAUCCUUUGUAAAUACCAUUAAGUAAAUACAAACCCCUCCCUUCAAUCAUCCAUUCAUUCCGAUUACAGUAGCGUUGAAUUUAUUUUAUUUUAUAAUAGUACAUUUUAAGGUAUUGUACUCUGUCAUUACACAGUACUUGAUACCGUAUUUAUAUUACUGUAGGUGUACUGGAAAAUGAAAUGCAGAAUUUCUUUACCUGUUACUGAGCUGCCUGUAAUUGUCAAAUUCACAGUAACCCCUUUACAGUGUAGCAAAUUACAGGGCUUUGUAGCACGGUGCCAGAACCACGCUCAUGGUGGGGGAUGGAGUUGUAUACUGACAAUUUCACAAAUGACAACUUUUUUGUGUUUUGUAGUCGUUAAUGUGUUUAAAUAGCUGAAGACCGGUGUCAUGUUUUAUUACAGGGUUCAGUCUUAAACAAUAAUUGUAUGCAGUUGUUGCAAGGAUGCACACGUAAGUAGAGAACUGAUUGUUGAUAUGUCAUGUAAUAAUAUUCACAAUAGACACAAGACCCCAGUCUCUAAUUGAUAUGGUGCUGCCAUUGAAACAAGAGGAAUGGUAUGGUACUUUCAAAUGAUGUACUCCAGGGGGCACUAUAGUUUUAGAAAACGCAGGUUAUCCUUCAUUUGGUCAUCUCCUAAACAUACUUUACUUAUGAUAAUACAACAUGUUAUGCUGUUAACAGUGUGUGUUUGGGGUCCCUAUUUCCAUUACUUCACUGCAUAAACCCUCCACUUUCUAAAAUAAAAUAUAAUCUACAGUGACAUGUAAACCAAGA